Messenger RNA from Orycteropus afer afer, 2820 nucleotides. Lineage: Eukaryota; Metazoa; Chordata; Mammalia; Tubulidentata; Orycteropodidae. The record is from RefSeq and is a predicted model, not a curated record.
AAUUUGCAUAUCUUAUAUGGCCUAAUGGUGGCGAUCAUGGCAAGUUAGAAGUUUUCUGACUCCUCUCGGAGGAGACUCCGGGACCCCGGGAGUAACAGGUGUCAGGAGGCUGAAGGGUGGGGGGGCUUCUGGACUUGGGGUUCGCUGGCGAAACUCCCCCUCCACCCUCCUCUCUCACCCACCCACCCCCUCACCCCCUUCUUUUCCCGUCCUUGGAAAAUGGUGUCCAAGCUCACGUCGCUCCAGCAAGAACUCCUGAGCGCCCUGCUGAGCUCUGGGGUCACCAAGGAGGUGCUGGUCCAGGCCUUGGAGGAGCUGCUGCCAUCCCCGAGCUUCGGGGUGAAGCUGGAGACGCUGCCUCUGUCCCCCGGAAGCGGAGCCGAGCCCGACACCAAGCCAGUCUUCCAUACUCUCACCAACGGCCACGCCAAGGGCCGCCUGUCCGGGGACGAGGGCUCCGAAGACGGGGAUGAUUAUGACACCCCUCCCAUCCUCAAGGAGCUGCAGGCGCUCAACACCGAGGAGGCGGCAGAGCAGCGGGCCGAGGUGGACCGGAUGCUCAGCGAGGACCCCUGGAGGGCUGCCAAAAUGAUCAAGGGCUACAUGCAGCAACAUAACAUCCCCCAGAGGGAGGUGGUGGAUGUCACAGGCCUGAACCAGUCACACCUCUCCCAGCAUCUCAACAAGGGCACCCCUAUGAAGACGCAGAAGCGCGCAGCACUGUACACCUGGUAUGUCAGAAAGCAGCGGGAGAUCCUCCGACAAUUCAACCAGACAGUCCAGAGUUCUGGAAAUAUGACAGACAAAAGCAGUCAGGAUCAGCUGCUAUUUCUCUUUCCAGAGUUCAGUCAACAGAGCCAAGGGCCGGGGCAGUCCGAUGAUGCCUGCUCUGAGCCUACCAACAAGAAGAUGCGCCGCAACCGGUUCAAAUGGGGGCCCGCAUCCCAGCAAAUCUUGUACCAGGCCUACGACCGACAAAAGAACCCCAGCAAGGAAGAGAGGGAGGCCUUAGUGGAGGAGUGCAACAGGGCAGAAUGUUUGCAGCGAGGCGUCUCCCCGUCCAAAGCUCAUGGUUUGGGCUCCAACCUGGUCACUGAGGUUCGUGUCUACAACUGGUUUGCAAACCGCAGGAAGGAAGAGGCGUUCCGGCAGAAGCUGGCCAUGGAUGCCUAUAGCUCCAACCAGACACACAGCCUGAACCCUCUGCUCUCCCACAGCUCCCCCCACCACCAGUCCAGUGCCUCUCCUCCAAACAAGCUGUCAGGAGUUCGCUACAGCCAGCAGGGAAACAAUGAAGUGACUUCCUCCUCAACAAUCAGUCACCAUGGCAACAGCGCCAUGGUGACCAGCCAGUCAGUUUUACAGCAAGUCUCCCCAGCCAGCCUGGACCCUGGCCACAAUCUCCUCUCACCUGAUGGUAAAAUGAUCUCAGUCUCAGGAGGAGGUUUGCCCCCUGUCAGCACCUUGACGAAUAUCCACAGCCUGUCCCACCAUAAUCCCCAGCAAUCUCAAAACCUCAUCAUGACCCCCCUCUCUGGAGUCAUGGCCAUUGCACAAAGCCUCAACACCUCCCAAGCACAGAGCGUCCCUGUCAUCAACAGUGUGGCUGGCAGCUUGGCAGCCCUGCAGCCCGUCCAGUUCUCCCAGCAGCUGCACAGCCCUCACCAGCAGUCCCUCAUGCAGCAGAGCCCGGGAAGCCACAUGGCCCAGCAGCCCUUCAUGGCCACCGUGACUCAGCUGCAGAACUCACACAUGUAUGCGCACAAGCAGGAACCCCCCCAGUAUUCCCACACCUCCCGGUUUCCAUCUGCGAUGGUGGUAACAGAUACCAGCAGCAUCAGUACGCUCACCAACAUGUCUUCCAGUAAACAGUGUCCUCUCCAAGCCUGGUGAUGCUCACACAUCACUUACUCUGUGUGUAGCAACAAGGAUCCUAUUUUCCACACCAUCACCCUCCGGGCAGCCGUCACGGAAAAGCCCAGUGACCUGACAAGCAUCUGCGAGAGGUCCCAGCUUACCUGACAUCCUGCUGGCGUCUAGGACAAUCCACUCUUGGAAGACCCAGCCUGAAGCCCAGCUUCCCUUCUAUACAGUAUUGUCACAAUGCCUCUCCUCAAAUCCUGUCUGUUCUAGACAUGGGAGACAAGAAACCGUGGAAGAGGAAGAGAGAAAGCUGAAGUAUCUACAUUAUGCUCCUUUGACGAACAAACUCACGAGAAAACUUGAAUCUGUUACUGAAAUGAGGAGAGGAGGACAUGUGCUAUUGAACUGAGCCAAACACACUGUAAAUAUCAGCAAACUCCUUCCCCUUGCCCCUGUUCCCAAAUGAUCUUGAGAUUUCUUUUAAAGAAGUAAAUUUGUCUAAUGGGUGUAAAUUAUAAACUACUGUAAUUAAGUGCAAUUUCCCCUCUACUUCCUCUCCCUUCUGCCCUGUAUAUAAGACUAAAGUGUUUAUUAGUUUUCUUUGUAAAGGUCAGAGUUAAACUUUUAAAAGUGAUUCACUCCCCCUCACUUCCCCCACAGAGAAAUACGCUGAGUCAGAAAUGAAGUCCUUUGCCCCUUCCCUCAGCCCUAGACACACAGACUGACUGUAUAUUUUGGACUGACUGCCAGGUAACUCCAGUUUCCUGAUGGUAAGACACCUCCGGAUCCCUGGAGGGGCUGAACAUAGGGUCAGAGUACCAUCCUAGCUUCCUCUGGGGUUAGGGGUUCAGCCAAGGCAUCCCCAAGAAACCCCAGGGUAGGAAAACUGGCUGUUAGGUAGCAAAAGAUAAGUUGCCCUUUCAGAAAGCCUCGCAUUAAAACAAUUUAUUUUAUCAC